Molecule: messenger RNA, 5993 nt
Organism: Rhineura floridana
Lineage: Eukaryota; Metazoa; Chordata; Lepidosauria; Squamata; Rhineuridae
Gene: ANKLE2
Product: ankyrin repeat and LEM domain containing 2
Exons: 13
Coding region: 707-3781 (1024 amino acids)
Biological process (GO): negative regulation of phosphorylation
Cellular component (GO): endoplasmic reticulum
Molecular function (GO): protein phosphatase 2A binding
Source: RefSeq, a predicted model, not a curated record
UCCUGAAGUGACGCGUCAUGCUGCGAUUUGACAGCUCUCCUAUUAAGCCCCUCUGUAUCUAUUUUCGUUUCGAUUAAAAAUUCCUGUCAGGAAACCCGGGUCGGCAAAGGAAACGACAUGACAUCGACCUCUUUCUACCUGCUCGCCAAACCCCUUACUUUUUUUUUUUAAUCCUAGUUUAGUGUGCUUUUUGCCGCCGCCCCCCGUCUCCAGUCAAGUCACAAGAAGAGACAGCCUCCAAAAAAACCUGCGAGUGCCGUUCUAGGGUGUGCUAACAGUCGCGAAAGACGCUUGAGAUUGGACUAUAAGGCCUCGAAGCUGCUUGUGUCCAAUCCCCCUCACGCUCCUUUUGAAAGCGUUUGUGUGUAUAUGUGGAGCGUUGGGUCUUGAAUUUCUGUCAGGCACUACACUAGAGAGCCCUCCGCGGUGGGUUGGGACGGGAGGGGGACACUGCUCUGGUGGUGCAGCUGCCGCUGUUGCAGGGGUCCUCACGCGGGGAGUCUGCGCACUGUGGUGCUGCCGCCACACCGCCGCCACCGGGGAAGCGAGAGAGGUUGGAAAGAGGGAGGGACGAGGAAAAAAAAAAGAGACGGAAGCCGGGAGGCCGUUCCUGAGGUACUUAGUGUUGUCCCUAAAGGGCGUUUUUCACCCCUGUGGUAUUCUACACGCGCGACCUGCUUCUCUGCGUCUGGUCGAAGGGACGGGAAUGGAGCGUUGGGCGGCGGCCGCAGCGGCGGCGGCUGGCUGGUCGGGCUGGGGUGGGUUGUCGACGGCCGCCUGGGCCCGCUGGCCGGCCUGGGAGCUGUUGGCCGCCUGUGCGGUGAUUGGCGCCUUGGGCUGGCUGCUGCGCUUGCUGGAGAGGAGACCGGGCGGACGCAGAGGACCUGGAGCGAGAGGGGCUGCUGUCUCGCCGCCGCCUCCUCUUGCCGGGGAGAAGCAGCGCUGCCGUGGGAGCCUCAGCCAAGGGACGGUAACAAUGGAUGACAUAUUAUCACGAUUAAAACAGCUAACCCCCGAUGAGCUCAGAGAAGAAAUUGUUAAAGCUGGACAGAAGUGUGGGCCUCUUACACUAACCACCAGAUCAAUUUUUGAAAAAAGAUUGGCCCAGGCAUUAUUGCAACAGCAAGGAGAAUUAGAGACAGAAACAUCUCUUUUGAAUGGUGUACUUGGGACUGCAGCAGCUGAUGCUAGCCAACUGCAAGUAAAGAAACCUUCAAGGAAUCAAAAUGAUCAUGUAGGCUCCUCUGAGGAUGGUGAUUUUGGGUACAGUAUGGGCUUGAACCCACCAGAAGAAGAAGCUCUAAUGCAGAAGACAGAUGUUGACUCUCCGAUAAGUUCUCAGACACCAUCUAAGGAGCCUCUGCUAUACUAUGGUGUAUGUCCGGUUUACGAUGAUAUAUUGGCAAGAAAUGAGAGGGUGCAUGUAUAUGAGGAUAAAAAGGAAGCAUUGCAAGCUGUUAAAAUGAUAAAAGGUUCACGAUUUAAAGCAUUCCCAAAUAGAGAAGAUGCUGAGAAAUUUGCCAGAGGUAUAUGUGACUAUUUCCCAUCUCCAAACAAGUCCUCCUUAUCUUUGUCUCCUGGGAAAGUUUGUUCAGUGUUCAAUAGAGAUGGUUUAUGCUCUCCUGAGAUGGAAACAGUUAGUAAAGAGAGAGCCAACAGUUAUAAAAGUCCUCGUACACAGGAUCUUACUGCCAAGCUUCGGAAAGCGAUUGAGAAAGGAGAUGAAACGGCAUUCUUAGAACUUAUCUGGAGUAAUCCUCGCUAUCUCAUUGGCUCUGGAGAUAACCCAACAAUUGUACAGGAAGGCUGUAGAUACAAUGUCAUGCAUGUUGCAGCUAAGGAGAACCAGCCUGGUGUCUGCCGGCUGUUGUUGGACACUUUGGAAAAUCCUGAAUUUAUGCGGUUGAUGUAUCCUGAUGAUGACAACAUAAUGUUGCAGAAACGCAUUGGAUACAUUGUUGACCUUUAUCUUAACACGCCAGAUAAAGUGGGAUUUGAUACACCACUGCAUUUUGCUUGCAAAUUUGGAAACCCAGAUGUGGUUAGUGUGCUUGCUUCACACCCAUAUAUUGUAAAGAACCCAAGGAACAAGUAUAAUCAAACUCCAGCAGAAGUAGUUUGUGAAAGAAACAAAAAUAAAUCUGCGGAUCUGAAAGAGAAAAUCAGGGAAUAUUUGGAAGGUCAGUGUUAUGUGCCACUCUUCAGAGCAGAAGACAAUGCAUCACCACCUGUGAUUGGAGCACCUUGGUCACCUGAUCAGAUGGAUGAUAGUCCACAUGCUUCUUUACCCAGAUAUUUUGGCAGCCCCAAAGAUCCUGUAUUAACCAUGAGGGCUUAUGCAGGCCCAAUGAGCCCUUCUAAGGCAGAAGACUUUCACAGGAUUUGGAAGACUCCUCCUCGAGAGAGAGCUGGAUUUUUUAACAAUCUUAGAAAAUCUGAUCUGGAAAGAGGGGUUGAAAGAGUUGGAAGGGAGUUAGCUCAUGAACUGGGGUUCCCGUGGGUUGAAUACUGGGAAUUUCUGGGCUGUUUUGUUGAUCUGUCUUCCCAGGAGGGGUUACAAAAGCUAGAAGAAUACCUGAGUCAACAGGAAAUGAGCGAUAAGGCUCAGCAAGAAAAAGGGGAGAAUGAAACCCACAACAGACAUAAAACUCCACAGCCUUCUGGCAGAAGUAAAAAAAGCUGCAAUUCUAUCUCUGUUGGGGCAUUUCUAGAUGAUGAUGAUAUCAGUUUGGAAGAAGUAAAGAACAGGCAGAAUGCUGCCAGAAAUUACAGCCGAACUGUUCCACCCAGUGAACCAACCAUCAGUGGCAUCGGAAUCUCGGAGUGUGAUAUCCUGUCCAUUGAACGUACUGAGAGCAUAAUACCUACAGCAGAAAUGUCUGAUAGGCACUCGGAAAAAGGAAUUCCUGCCAGUAAAAAUGGAUUUUGUAGCCCUGUGACCAUUGAUAGGACAGUAAACCCUCAGCGGAGGCAUCCAAGUAGAGGAGAAGAGUGCCUCCAGACACCAGUCUCCAAUUUAAUGGAAGAAUUUGAUGAACUGGCUUUUCAGGACCAGACAGUGGUGGGUGAAUGUUCAUCAGAGAAGCCAAGCCAAACUGCCACAAAAAGAGAGUGCAAGAACGCUCAAGUGGAAAGUACAAGGCAGCUUAGGAAACCUAAGGACCAUCUGACUAAAACAUAUUCACCGCUUCUCAAGGCAGGUGCAGCUGCUGGAAAGAGUGAGGAUACAAAAAUAAGGACAGAAGAAAAAACACAAGUAGAAGCUGGGAGGCCAUCAACAGAAACUGAUGUCUGGGAAGGGGAGACAAAACAGUCUUGCAAUUCUGAAUUGCAGUCUGAGAUGUCCCCACAAAGCCUCCUAAAAGUCCCAUCCUCGAAUGAAAAAGCCAAGCAGCUAUUUCUCAUAGGUGCGCAGCCAACAAAGCUAGACAAUGAUGUGGUAACUGCAUUACAUGGGAUAGAAAUUGACUUACAAAGAUUCCCUGCUGUUUACAAGUGGAAGAUAUCUGUAGAGUCCUACUCUUCUUCUGUACGGCAAAGUUGGUCAAGUCCAUCACUAAAAGGAAGAUUCAAGUCUCCAACAACUUUGAGCCCUUCAAGUGGUCCAGCAUACUGCAUCCCAGGAAAAAAUAGCCCAGUAUUCAGUAGUCCCGGGAAGUACAAUAUGGCUGCUGUCAGCUUCUCACCAGAUCUUGGGAGCCCUGGACGGUACAACUCAGCAUAUGUGAACCACAUUAUGUUGUCUAAGCGGCAUCUCUUCUCAGGACCACCUGCCCAUUAGAAUGUGACUUUUUAAAAUGGCAGUUAAGUAUUUUAAGGUGGAAAGGGGGAACUAGGGUGUUGAAACACAAAAGUGUGUCCCAGACUUCUUUUAUUUAUUCUUGGGAAAUGGGCUCCUUGCAGUGAAUGUCUUCGUUCCAUUUACCAGAUUAUUGGUGAUUUGUAGAUUAGUAACAGUUACAUUAGAGCACCUGAGGAGUUGACCUAAAACAUUUCCUAAAGUGACUGUGGAUAGAAAUUACCUUUCUUGCACACAUUCAUCCAUGCCCAUUUUGCCAUCACAGUGCUGCUCCUCACUGGCAGCCCUUUCACUGUAGCAGCUGUAGACUAAAGGGAAUGCAAGACAAGUUUUUAAGCCACAAGUCUUCCAGUUGAGCUGAAAGUUGUUUUGUUUCAAGGUACGUGGGCUGCACAUUUGUGGAUUGCUAUUUUAUCUAAUUAGAGCUGGUUUAAAAGAACAGCAAGUGAACACUUUACUGUCCAUUACUGAGAUGUUAACAAAAGCUAAUGAUAGAAAUCAGUGUUUGUUUUGUAUUUGAACAAUUUCUCUACCCCCAUCCCACUUAUCAUGGGCAGAUUUGGCAGUUCUUCAGAAAAAAAAGAGCACAUUAAAAAUAAAGUUAACACUGGCCUUUCAUUUAAAAGUCCAGUUAAUUCGCUUAUGGGAACAAACAAGUUGGAAAGUUACUUCUGUGUUUGAAACUUCUAGAACAGAUUCUGGCAGUUGCAUUAAAAUGUAGCACUCCUUAAAAUGUCUACCUUCUGGCAACCGAAGUUCUGACAUUAUUUUGGAAUGGCUCCUUCAGACUUUAUCCAAGUCUACAUUAUUAGUGGGUAUAUUCACUGCAAGCCUUUUUAGUAGCCUGGUACACUACUGCACAUACAGACAACAUCUAGAAUGGAAAAGACAAAAUUAGGCAUAUUUAUCAUGCUGGAAGUAGAUGGUAGUUUUCAUCAUAGAGCUUUGGUGGCUUCCUUAUACCAGGUGUGAGCAUUUUUGUAUACUGUUUCUGGGUAUGAUGUUUUGGUACAAAAUUCCAGAGCUGCACUUAAGAUUCUUCCAAUUUUAUUAGUGCCUUUUAAAACAUUUUUAUGUUUAAUAUUUUUAUCUUGCUUUUUAAUAGGUGCUGGUGUCUUAUAUAAGCACUAACCGAGUUUUAACUUUCCAACACUUUUGGAUUUUUUUUAAGCUGUCUUUUAUAAUUUAAAAAUUUGAAGGGAUGCUGUAACCAUCCAUUUAUUAUUUUGUACAUUUAAUGUAGGUGGUCUAAAUGUAAAUUACAGAAUAAAUAUUUGCAGACAGGAUGGUUCUUUAUCCUUAUUAUACCAUUGUUUGAAUGGGUUUUUAAAUAUACAGCCUUUCUUGGAUACAGCUCAAUUCUCUUAUGACAUUAGUCUCCAUUACCCAUAUAAUUUUCUAAUAAAUACAAAACAGAGUAUGGUUCAAUAGAUAUACAUAUUGAAGCUGGCUUCUUCUAAUACAGGCAUCUGUAACUGAGACUUCGUGGAGACUCCUCUGUUGCUUCUGAAGGGUAUUUCUUUAGUUUUGUGGUGGGAUCUUUAUAGGUGCCUAUUUUAGCUGUUGGCUUCUAAAAUCCCUCACUGUGGUAUGUGGGUUAUCUAGGAAGUCCAAACUGACUCCACAUAGCACGCUAAAAACGCUAUAUACACCUCACACCGUUCUGUGUGUCUAAGGUACAAAGCCUUCCAUAAUAUUGAAAAUAAGCUCUCAGCGCUCGAUGACCUUAAAACUAGAAGCUAUGCCACCAACCCAAGGCACAGUCCCCUCAUGUAACGCUUUCUCUAUGGCAGCUAAAGAGUAUUAGUGCUUAGCAUCUUCAGAUAUUUGGUUUUGAGAAAACCCAACUUUAAACAAUUUACAUUUUGUUAUGUCUCCUUUGCUUUAUGCUUGUUCUGCCUUUUAGUAUGAGAGUGUAGGUUGUAGUCACCAAGUUCUACUCAGUAUAAACCCGCUGAAGUUAAUUCUGUCCAUUAAUUUCAGUGGGUAUAUUCUGAGUAUGAUUAACAUUGGAUACAAUCCCGUGUUGCUAGAGCACAAACUUGCCAGUUUGUAACACUUGUGUUGUGGUGGGGGAGGUAGGGGUCUAAAGGGUUGGUGUUAGAAAUAUUAAUGUCUAUAAUUCACAUUUGAGUCUUCUUUGUCAAUGUGUUCAAGUGUUUUUUUAAUAAUCUUAUUAAAUUUGUUUAAAAUA